AUGUCCAUCGACAGCAACUCAGCCGCGGCCAGGAGUCCGGUCAGCAGGCGCUUUCCACGGACCAGCAGCAGAUCGGCGGUCAUGCUCCGGCAGCAACAUGUUGUGAUUUUGACCUCCUUUGCUAUUUUUGUAGAUGGCGGUUUGCCAACCAGCUUGGUGGCGGAUCCUGCAUCUUUGUCUCGUGUUUCUCCAUCAUUGGCCGUGUCAGCUAGCGGCUUGCCAACCAAUUUGGUGGCGGAAAUUGUAGCUAAUACGCCUGCUUUUAGCUCUGAGACACCAACUUCUGGCUUGGCGAUUUCAAAGGCAACAACUUCUGGUUUUCCGCCAACCAAUACCUCAGACCUUGCUUCGGCUUCUAAAGAGUCGUUGGUCCUUUAUCUAGCUGAUGGUACUUUAUUUACACCACCCUUCCAACCCAAUGUAGUGACCAAAACUUUACAACCAACUGUAGCCCUAUCAACGGUUGGUAGCUACCACUUUUCUGACUUCGCGGCUCAAAAGCCGGCCUCCAACCCCUUUGCUAUACCAUCCACCUCUCCUCCUCCAGGCAAAGGUUUCGUGAUACCUCCUACGGCACCCGUCAGUAGGACUGUGGGUGUCCCAAUUUCUCCUCUCCUAGUGGGGAUUCCUGGCCGAAAGGAUGCUAUUGAAAAGGAGUUCUAUAGACAAAUUCUGGAUCCAUCAGCCAUUGCUCCUUUUCCACCUUAUGUCACCUUCCAGGACACCUCUUUAACUCCCUUUUUGAAAAAGGGUCUCAUCAUCCAAGGCAUUGGCAAUAAAACUAUUCCAGAAGCUCCUCCCUACCCUAUGCAUGCGAGCGACGUAUUAGUAUGGGAUUGUGAAGUGACAGGGGCUUCUGAUAUUACUUCCGCCAUUAAGUCAUGGCCUCGUCAGCCUCCUAGAUGGACGGAUUGGGUGGCUCGUCUACGUCCUUACUUCCAGAGGGAUUGGCGGAGAUUGGGGUUACUCCAGCUGAUAGAGAUAAGCGACAGACAUAUUGAGCUGAAUGCGGGUAUGUGCAGAUCUUUUCUUCGCUAUUGGAGUAGUUCAGCCAAUUCUUUUAUUUUUCCUUUCGGCCCGAUGUCAGUUACUUUAAAAGAUGUCUUCAUGCUCACCGGCCUUCCGGUUAUUGGAUUUGACGCCCCUUGUCUAUUUGAGGUAGAGACGAAAGACCUCUAUUCCUACCCAAUUUGUCCGAGUUACCCGGCGUGUGUUUCCAAGUGGAGUGUCUUAACAACACCUCCUUCUUUAGAAGAACAUACCGAGUUUCUAUGGGUCCUAAUAUGCAAGUUCAUCAUGUGCCCCUCCUCUGGCACUCCUACCAAGGAAUAUUGGAAACUUGCAAGUAAUUUAGCCAACGGGACCUUUGUGGCUUUGGGGCCUGUGUUGUUAGGCGCCCUCUACUAUGCUUUUGAGCAGUCUGUUACUACUCACCUCUUGGCCAAGUUAGAUGGUCAUGUGUGGUUGUUACAGUUGUGGAUUUUUACCUACUUCCUAGAGCUAAUGGGUGUAGGGGUAGGUACCUUGUGCACUCCUAUUGUGGAUCUUUUGGCAGUCAAGUGUUGUUUUGAGGAGACCGCCGUCUUUGAUUUUCUUUUUGAACGCACAGCUAGGGAAACCUCGGCUUUGUCCGUUUUUGAUCAUCACUCAUAUAUUCCUCAGUGGAUGGACAUUUUCUCAGGGAAGCCAGGUACACUCCUCCUUAUCAAAAGAAAGCUCUUUUGUGCCUUUACUACCUCUAGGAUGUUAUUUUUGGGAGGGUCUCAAGCCUUCUCUACUCGUGCUUCUAGCCAACAUUGUGUGUCAAAGUUGUACAUGAGUAGCCUUUGGGAGCAGCUUGUCAAGGUAUAUGGUUAUUAUCGUUGUCCUGUGGUAGAGAAUUUGAUUCCAUAUGACUUUGCCUCUUGGUGGGACGAGCGGUUUCAACUCAUCCUGUCCAAAAACGCAGGGAAAGAAGCAAGGCUGCUAGUUCAACCUCCUCAAAGGCCUACUCCAGUGAGCAAGCCUAAGAAACAGGCUAAGAAAAAGAAUCGCAACACCUCUUCAGAGACAGAAUUGCCUAAGACUAGGCAGUUAGGGAGACUCCUCAAAGUAGCCAAAAAACGACAUGCUGGACCUCCUGAGACUGUGGUCUUGGAAGAUGAUUCAGAGGAUGAUCAACUUCCGGACCUACUUCACGAAGCCGCUCAUACAGAAGAAACAACGCUAGAUGUUGAUUCCGAGGCGGCCAUGGAUAGAGAGGAUGAUGGAGUCCUUGACACACAAGGUAUGGAGAAUUCAGGGGAGCAAUGCUCCAAGUCAGCCUCCGAGUCAACUUCUAAAGGCUCCAAGUCAGCCUCUGAGCCAACUUCUAAAGGCUCCAAGUCAGAGUCUGCUUCUAAAGGUUCUAGGUCAGCCUCUGAGCCAACUUCUAAAGGCUCUAAGUCAGCUUCUGAGUCUGUCUCCAAAGGCUCCAAGUCAGCCUCUGAAAAAGAUUCGGCUACCUCCACUGAAUCCGAGGAACCUUUAUCGCAAAUUAAGAAACUUUCUUCGAUAAUAGCAGAAGACCAAGACCUGGUAUAUUUAAGCUUCUUGGACGAGAUGAGCACCCCGGAAGCUAGUGUUUCUUUUGUCCCUUUGCCGGCUGACGUCGAGAGAGCUGUUUCUUUAGUCAAGCAUGUCCUCGGCCAGCACAUUUCUAUUGUUACAGAUUCCCAGAAAGAAGAUCUCAUUUCCUCUCUCCAUAUUCUACGCCUUGUUCCUGACUCCGUUGUCACUGAUGAAGUAGAGAAAGAUAUUCUGGGUUCGCUCAACUUGUGGAGGUCUUGUGUUGAGAUCGAGUCAAAUGACCUCCCCAAGUUGAAAUCUUCAAAAGCAGAUAACGCCAGGUAUUUAUCUUUGGGACCUAAAAGGCAAGAAGUGGCUCAAAAACUACGAGACCUAGAAGCUAGUGGUGAGGCCUUUGAAAAGGAGAUUGAACAACUGGAAACUGCUAUUCUAGCUUUAAAGAGUAAGCAACUUGAUCUUGUGGUGGAAGGCAAGCUUCUAGCCGAGGAAUAUCAAGGAAUCAACUCCCAACUCCAGCCUCUUCAUACUACCAUUCAAGAGAAGAAAAAUGACAUGGUCUCAUGGGUACAAAAUUGUGCUAAGGCUCGUCAAGACAAAGUUGUUUGCCAAUCGAAGUGGAGCAAGUUGCAAGGCCUUUUCUCAGAUUCUUCACCUACUCCAAUGACACUUUUGCUUACACGGCCUUUUGGUCAGUACUUGCUUGGUGACACGUACACCUGCACCUAUACACUUGUACAUGCAUUGCAUUACAGAGACGCCAUUCAGGUACUUUCUAAACUUCAAAUGUCUUGGUGUGAAGAUGGCUCUCCAGCCAUUUGUUUGCUUGUUGUGUUCCACACCAAGAUUCACUUACAGGUACAGCCAUGCAUUGCAUUUUCACUAUGUGUUUAUGUUCCUGGGCCGUUUUUGUUUGCUGUUGAAUGUUGUUGA
This is a messenger RNA of Mercurialis annua (annual mercury), 3477 nucleotides long. RefSeq lists its product as uncharacterized. The record is from RefSeq and is a predicted model, not a curated record. The coding region runs from base 1 to 3477 and encodes 1158 amino acids. NCBI's taxonomy places the organism in Eukaryota, Viridiplantae, Streptophyta, Magnoliopsida, Malpighiales, Euphorbiaceae. The transcript has 16 exons.